Messenger RNA from Macroventuria anomochaeta, 1539 nucleotides. RefSeq lists its product as uncharacterized. The transcript has a single exon. The record is from RefSeq and is a predicted model, not a curated record. Lineage: Eukaryota; Fungi; Ascomycota; Dothideomycetes; Pleosporales; Didymellaceae. Bases 36 to 1508 code for a protein of 490 amino acids.
AUCUAACUCAUCGGUGCCAUUCAAGCCCUCCAAGCAUGGGACGUACAGAGAAAUCACAAGGCCUUGCACCUCCUGCAAUCCGCAAAGACAUCCGCGCAAAGCAAGCACGUCACAUUAUCAACAAAGUCGUACCAGCGAUACUAGCUUCAAACGCGAGAGCAAGACGAGGUGCCGAUGGUAGUGGGCUGAUUGUUGAUCCGGGCCCAGCGUCAAGCAACGAAGUCAAAAAGCUAGAUGAAGGUGGCGAAGAUGUGGCGUACGUCAAGCGCAAAGGUCAAGGACGACGGAAAGCAAAAAGUGGCCACGAAUUUGACGAUGAAGACACAGCACCACCAAAGAUCAAAGUUAAGAAGAGCGGGAAAAGACGAAAUGAUUCGAUUGAUGAAGACCUGUCAACCUCUACACUCCACGUACCGGCUGCAGAUCCAGCAUCGCCAAAGCAACGCACAAUCAAAGUUGUCACAACAGACAGUCUUACCGCCGCCCAAAUACUCUCAUCAAUAUCCAACAAGCCAACGAAGAAAUCCUCAAAUGUCUGUAUACUGAAUAUGGCCUCCCCGUUACGCCCCGGCGGCGGCGUGCUCGCUGGCGCAACGAGUCAAGAAGAAUUCCUCUGCGCGCGCACCACCCUCCUACCCUCCCUCAAAGAACCUUUCUACCGCCUACCUGAAUACGGCGGGAUCUACACGCCCGAUGUACUCGUUUUUCGCACCCCUGGGCCCCUCGGCGACAGCCACGGCGAAUUGGGUGCCGGGGAGAGGUACUACGUUGAUGUGAUCAGCGCGGGGAUGUUACGCUUCCCUGAUCUGGAAGGGGAGGAGGAUGAGAUGAAGAGGUUGGGGAAGAGGGAUCGGGAUGUUGCGGAGCGGAAGAUGCGUGCAGUGUUGAGGAUUGCGGAGGCGAAGGGUGUGAAGAAGCUGGUGCUUGGGGCGUGGGGGUGUGGCGCGUAUGGAAAUCCGGUUGUGGAUGUUGCUGAGGCUUGGAACCGUGUUCUUUCUGGCACGUUGACUGUGGGUGGGAAGAAGGGCAAAAUGGCUGUGAACGAGACGUGGCCGAAUCUGGAGAAUGUUUUGUUUGCUAUCUCAAAUCAUAAGAUGGCGAAGGAAUUUGCGAGGGCGUUUGGUGGUGGUGUUGAGGCUGAGGAUGGGCCACGCAGCUUUGACGAAGACGAUGAGGAGGAGGAUGAGAAGGAUAGGGCUGCACAGGAGUUGCGGACGAAGAUCGAGGAGAUGGAGAGCCAGAUCAGCAAGGUGUGGAACGUGGAUCUGAAGUCGAGGUUGGGCGUUGUGCUGGAUGGGUUGAAAGCGCAGUUGAGGGAGAGGCAGGGCGAGGAGGAUGGUAGCGAUGAGGGUGGUGUGGAGUCUGGUGAAGAUGAGGACGACUCAGAUGAACAUGAUGAAUUGGCUGGCGGGAGUGAUGACGGUUCUAAUGAAGACGCCGGCGAUCUUAACACGUUUUCUGAUGGUGUGGAUAGUAGUGUGGACAGCGGUGUCGUAGUCAAGUCAUAGUUCAUUGGCAUAUCUAAAAGUUUUGGGCUGG